AAGGGGCGGAGCCUCCGGCGGCGGCGACUUCGAACCCGCGCGGCUAGCGAGGUGGACCGGGCCCGCGUCUCCAUGCACCAGCACCGCCCAGAGCCUGCUGGCCCCAGGCUGGAGAGCGGGCCUGGCGCCCCCUGCGGCCGAGACUCGUCAGCCCCACCCGCUGUUCCCUCGGAGGCGUGCGGCCCCUGGACCCUGUUCUCUGUGGACGAGGAUUUCGAGGACGAGGACUUCUUGUCUGCCGUGGAGGAUGCCGAGAAUCAGCUUGCUGGGGCACCGCCUGGGCCGGCAGGGCACCUGCAACCUGUGUCCCCCAGCCUGCAGGCACCGAGCCCAAGCCCACCAGCCCUGCACCCCUCGGCUGCUUUGGCGGCACAAUGCCCACCCGCCUUGAGACUUUGCCCUGCUGCCCCCGACGUGCCCCGUGCCAUCAGGGACCCCCCAAGGCCGCACCUAACUUCCAGCAACUGGAUGGGCAGCCAGAGGACAGAGGGGACCUGGGGGGCGCUGGCCAAGGAUGAUCUGGAUGAGGUCCUGGCCAGCCUGGAGCUGGGCCUGGGGGCUGGUGCCAGGGGCCCCGCCCCAGCUAAAAGGGCCCGGGUCUUGGACCUGAGUGAGCUGACCUCGCGCCCUGUGGCUGCCCUACCCCUCCAGGAUCCCCCAGCGCCCACUGGGCCCCAAAGGACACCACGGCCACUCCUGAGACCUGGUGCCACCUGGGCAGGUGCCACCCCACCAGGGCAGCUUCCCCGGCCACUUGGCACCUCCUCGGGGGGCCCCUGCCACGGCAGCCCCCUGCCCCCUCCCCUCGCGUGUGCAGGCAGUAAACCUCGCCCUGCUGGACUCCAGGCUCCCGGCGCCUGUGCCCCUGCCACCCCUGGGACUGGCCGGGCAGCCUCUCCUCGGCUGCCCCCGGCACCCAGGGCCCCUGCAGCCUCGCCUGUCGGCACCCCAAGAGGGCCGCACUUCUCCCUGCAGACGCCCGUCGUCACCAACCACCUGCUGCAGCUGGUCACCGCCGCCACCCGCACCCCGGCCUACACCCGCACACGCCGCUUCCCCGGCCCGGCCGGGCUCCUGCCACAGCAUGGCGGAAAGAACCCAGAAGAGAUCGUGGUUUCCACGCCGCAGACUCCGGCCCACGGCGCGCUGGCCAAGCUCCGCGUGGAGGCCACCGUCACCAGCUCCCAGGCCCUGGCGGAGGAGGACUUUGGGCGUGGGCCCUGGCUGGCCAUGAAGGCGGCCCUGGGCCUGGACGAGGGCGACCCCGCCUGCUUCCUGCACACGUGCAGCGUGGCCAUGGUGCUGCGGAAGGCAGCCCUGAAGCAGCUCCCCGGGAACAAGGUGCCCACCAUGGCCGUGCUGGUCAAGUCCCUGACGCGCAGCACCGUGGACGCCAGCGUGGUGCUCAGAGACCCCACGGGGGAGAUGCAGGGCACGGUGCACCGGGCGCUGCUGGAGGCGCGGCGGGGCGCGCUGAGGCCAGGCGCUGUGCUGCUGCUGCGGCAGGUCGGGGUGUUCUCCCCGUCCCCCCGGAACCACUACCUCAACGUGACACCCAGCAACUUGGUCCACGUCUACAGCCCGGACUCCGGGGGCCAGGGCCUCCUCGGCCCCCCGCAGCCCGUCCCCCAGGGCCCAGGAAGUCCCCGGGGAAGACGCCAGGCAGAUGUGGCCCCUGAGGAGGAAGGUCCGGAUGCUGACGACCUGGACGGGCUCCUGAGCGAGCUGCCCGAGGACUUGUUCAGUGGCGGCGGCGGCUCGGGCCAGGCUGACGCAGGGCUACCGUGAGCAGCAGCCUGUGCCCAAGCCUGAGCGGCACCGGCGAGGCCCAGCCAGAGGCGGCAGCCAGCGGCCGGGAUGGGGUCCCCUGCACCCCGGCUCCACACCCAUCUUCUUGGAGCCUGCACGGGGGCCUCAGCUUCCUGGCACUGGCGUCCCAGCCUUGGCCGAGCCUGGCCCUGCCCUGUCCUUGCCCUGGCACCGCCCUCACCUACCUGCGGGACGGUGCCACCCCCAGCCUCCUUCCCCAGGGACACGAGAGGCUGGGGCCUGUGUCCUUGUCCCUUCCUUCCCGGGCCUGCAGCACAGAGGGUGACCCAGGCCACAGCCUGCCCAGGUCCAGUCCUGGAAUAAAGCUCUGUGUGUCCUCAGCAGGCACAGCACAGCG
This is a messenger RNA of Chinchilla lanigera (long-tailed chinchilla), 2167 nucleotides long. It is a transcript of the gene Hrob, whose product is annotated as chromosome unknown open reading frame, human C17orf53. The transcript is spliced from 10 exons. Gene Ontology annotation, biological process: recombinational repair. The record is from RefSeq and is a predicted model, not a curated record. NCBI's taxonomy places the organism in Eukaryota, Metazoa, Chordata, Mammalia, Rodentia, Chinchillidae. Bases 73 to 1788 code for a protein of 571 amino acids.